AUUGUUGACAACAACACUUCCUAAUAACGCUACAAACAAAGCUUUUAAGUUAUUAUUUCAAGUAUAGUUUGUAUUCAUAAAAAUCAAGAUGAUAAAAACAAAACCGUGGACUGGUGGCACUGACGAAGAAUACGAGACACAGCAUUUUGGUUUUGGGACUCAACGCCUUAAAAUCGCCGUAAGACAGAUGGUUGAACAAAAAAUUACAAACGGCGUCAAAGAUAUGGAAUCUUAUUUGCAGGAAUCUUUGGAUCUCAACGAGACAGACAAAUCUACUCUAACAAGGUCGUGUGAUAAGUUGAUUCAUUUGUAUUGUGAGCGUGCUGGACCGUCUUUGGAAAUUAUUGAUGAGGAAAUCGAACGUUUGUUGAAAAUUCCACAUAAUGUUUUGUUGCCUGAAGACGAAGUGCAGGUCGAGCAAACAUCGGAUUCAGAAUUCGAAAAGUUGAAAGAAGAGGUAGCAUCUUUAAGGAGGAGAGUUGAAAGAGGUGCAUUAAUGGAAGCUUUAUUAUCUGCAGAAGAAGAGGAGCUUGCUACAUUGGAAAAAGUAUGUGAAACUGCUAAGAAAGACAUGGAAGCUAUAGAUCUUCUUUGUAAAAGUGCUGAUAACAGUGACAGUUUGAGAGCUGUGCAGAGUGAAACUCAGUUUUUGUGUGCAAGUGCAUCAUUCUUAAAAAAACAAAAUGAUUUGUUCGAUAAAUGAUUUCAACUGUGAAGUUUGAUACUGGAAACAUUCAAUUCUAUUCAAUUAUCAUAUCCGGUGGUAUGCUAUAACAUUAUAAACAUUAAAGAUUCUAAACCUACUUUGUUCUCAAGUUGAGCGCAAAUACAUGAUUACUACUAUGAACUAUCUUUAAUAAAAUUAUAUUUCAGAUUAUAUUAAUAUUAGUGUAUCUACUUAUUUCAUUAAAGUUUAAUACCCACAUGUUUACGUUGUAGCUACAAGAUUGAUAAACUAAAAUCAGACUGUAUGUUAAGCCUUUUACUG
Messenger RNA from Spodoptera exigua (beet armyworm), 988 nucleotides. The record is from the annotation of a GenBank genome assembly. Lineage: Eukaryota; Metazoa; Arthropoda; Insecta; Lepidoptera; Noctuidae.